AUGGUGAAUGAAUACAAGAAAAUUGUUUCGGUGAAAGGAUUACAGAACAUGAAUGAUUAUCAGCUUAGCAUGACUAAGUCUUUACUGGCCCAGGAUUUAAAACUGACUAGAAAAAAGCAAGAUAAAUACAACAAAAUUCAGAUUGCUGAUGUGAUGGGAAAAAAAUUCCCAGGUGCUACCUCUGUCAACAAACUAAUAGAUGUGUUGGAAGGCAUAGAAACAUUUAAAGACCUUGUAAAAGAACUUAGAAAGGAGAAGCUAAAAGAGGACAGGAGGAACACUGCACAGGGAGUCAGUACAAAAACGAUUGAGGAAGCAGGAGACAGUCUCCCUGCCUGUGUUAUUACUAUUGGCCCCCUUGCAGCCAGGAUGGUGAAUGCAGUAGAGGAAGAGACUGGAACAAAAAGGAAUAAGGCAUCUCAGGAGCAGAUUCAGUCUCUGUACCCUUUAGUAACCAACACACCCACAACCGUCGGCCUUCCUCCACCUCCCCAGGCCUGAUCAUCAACUUCAUCCUCCACUCACCUACCUGAGAACCAGAAAACGCAGGUCCAAAGUAAAGUAGCUGCCAGGAGAAGUGUUCUACAAAAGGGCCCAAUGACAGUAAUGGUACUGAAAGCAGCAGAGCCAUUUGAAUAUGAGUCACCAGAAGGGGGGAAAAACACAAUGUUUCAUGCUACAGUGGUUACUGCAAGUCAGUUUUUCCAAGUGAAGGUUUUUAACACCAACCUUAAAGAGAAAUUCACAAAGCAGAAGGUCAUUACCAUAUCAGAUUACUUUGAAUGCAGAGGAAUCCUGGAGAUAAACAAAGCAUCAUCUGUGUCUGAAGUUGGUCUUGAUCAAAAGUCUGAAGUUCCAAACAGCAUUGUCAAAAGAGCUAAAGAAACUCCCAAGAUGGAUAGUCUUUGCAAGCAAGCGUCGGGAACAUUUAUGUAUGAGUUGUUUAUGUUAUAUCAGAAAAAAGUAAAUAAGAAGAACAUAAUCUAUGAAAUACAGGAUAAUACAGGAAAGAUGGAUGUUGUGGGGAAUGGAAAAUGGCACAAUAUCAAGUGUGAGGAAGGAGACAAACUUCGACUUUUCUGCUUUCAACUGAGAACAAUUGACCAGAAACUGAAAUUCACGUGUGGAAAUCACAGCUUCAUCCAGGUCAUCAAGACUAAGAAGAUAGGAAGGACCAACCAGUUUUCAUUUAAUUCUGAAAGUUGA
Eubalaena glacialis (North Atlantic right whale) is the source of this 1206-nucleotide messenger RNA. RefSeq names its product myeloid cell nuclear differentiation antigen (gene MNDA). Gene Ontology annotation, biological process: cellular response to interferon-beta; activation of innate immune response; positive regulation of interleukin-1 beta production. NCBI's taxonomy places the organism in Eukaryota, Metazoa, Chordata, Mammalia, Artiodactyla, Balaenidae. Gene Ontology annotation, molecular function: double-stranded DNA binding. The record is from RefSeq and is a predicted model, not a curated record. Gene Ontology annotation, cellular component: nucleolus.